Messenger RNA from Acaromyces ingoldii, 1761 nucleotides. RefSeq lists its product as hypothetical. The transcript has 2 exons. Gene Ontology annotation, molecular function: protein binding. The record is from RefSeq and is a predicted model, not a curated record. NCBI's taxonomy places the organism in Eukaryota, Fungi, Basidiomycota, Exobasidiomycetes, Exobasidiales, Cryptobasidiaceae. The coding region runs from base 1 to 1761 and encodes 586 amino acids.
AUGGCGCAAUGGGCUGACUCGGUGCAAGAGUGUGACUCGGUGGACGCGGCCGAGCUCGACGACCCGCCGAUAUGGCAGGAGCAGCUGUUUCUGCCGGUGGGAAGUCCCAGUUUUGAUAUGAGGCUCGCCGUCGAUGGCUCGCACUACGACCCGCGCUUCACACGCCCGUGGCAGACGGUGGGCGUGCCCGCAGAUGGGAUGCACUACAGCCACUACACGCGCCGACAGCGCAGUCGGACGUCGCCCGAUGCUGCCAAGGAGACGCGCGAUGGCGCAUGGAUCCGCAACCGCGGCCACGAGAUCCCCCUCACGGCUGCCGUGCGCAGCGGCGACGCUGGCCGGCUCCAGCGGGUCAUCGAGUCGGGCCACGUGGCCGCCGUCAUCGGCGACGACGACGAGGACGCCAUCCUGGGGCCGACCGAGUACCUGGCGUGCCCCACGACGGGCGAGACCGCGCUCCACGUGGCGGCCGCCUGUGCGCGUGCCGACAUGGUUGCGCUGCUCCUUGAUGCGGGCCUCUUUGGCGCCGACGAGCGCGACGACUUUGGCGCGACGCCGCUCAUGUACACCACGAGCGAGGCCCAGGUCCGCGCCUGCGUCGACGUUCUUCUCGCCCGUGGCGCUAACGUCGACGCGCAAAACACAGCCAGCGACCCGCUGGCCGACGAUCAUCACCGCGGCGAGUUCGCCACCACGGCUCUGGGCUGGGCGGCGAGGGCGUGGAACGGGGCGUUUCUGCGGGCCAUGCGUGGUCGCGCCGACUUCGAUGCCCUGCAGCAGCAGCAGCAGCAGCAGCAGCAGCAGCAGCAGCAGCAGCAGCAGCAGCAGCAGCAGCAAGGACAAUCGCAGAGACGCAGGAGCCUCGUGUGCUAUGUGAAGCACUCUCUCGUCCCGUUUGGCGCGGCACAACACGCACACGGAUAUGGCAGUCAUGAAGGUCAUGCAUCGCCGCCAAAUCUCGCGUGGGACUAUAGCAAUACGCGGCUGCUGCGCAACGACGGAGCCACGAGCAGCCGCGACUGGGCCCAGCGUCGCCUCGACUGCUGGUGUGCUACUGUCGAUGCGCUGCAGCAGGGGGGCGCGCGCGUCCGACUCAGCGGCGACGUCGUCGCACCCGCUGGCGUCGCCAGUCCCGCCUCGGUCACCAUGCACCUGCUGCAGCGGUACUGCACGCAGGAGCACGUCGACGUGGCAGCGCUCGUGAAUCGGGUGUGCACACUCGAGGGAGCGCGUGCGACCGUGGGCGUGCUUCUUGUCCUGCGUUCCCUGGGCCAGGACGACGCGUGCGAGCUUCAAGAUCGUCUCGUUGCGGCAGGCGCCAGCAUUAAGGGCGCCACCGUCUUCCCCCCGUCGAGCUGGGAGCAGACCGUCUUCUUUGGACGACUGCCUACGUUCCAUGCGGCCCUGUACGAGGGUCGCGCAGCCAGGGAGGGCGACGAGUCCUUUCGAUCCGACAAGCACAGAAACUACACGCAGCCGCUGCCCCUCGUCGCUUUCGCCCUCGUCGCCGCGCGGCCGGACCUGGUCGAGCAGCUGCUUGCACACGACGCGCACCGCGAUGCACGCCUCCUGCCCGGCUUUUCCUGGCGCGACUUCAUCGAGCUGCCCACGGACCUCCACGACUCCAACUGGCGUUUGGCCAGGCAGACGGGAAACCUGGAGGCCAUCGCUCAGUACCUGGGCGUCUCGUCGCAGCGGCUGCUGCUCGCUUCCGAGCACCACAGACCGAGGCUCCACUCGCUCGUCUCUGGUCUGAAUUAA